This is a messenger RNA of Cryptotermes secundus, 2079 nucleotides long. RefSeq names its product translation initiation factor IF-3, mitochondrial (gene mIF3). Gene Ontology annotation, molecular function: ribosome binding; translation initiation factor activity. The record is from RefSeq and is a predicted model, not a curated record. Gene Ontology annotation, biological process: ribosome disassembly; mitochondrial translational initiation. The coding region runs from base 63 to 803 and encodes 246 amino acids. Gene Ontology annotation, cellular component: mitochondrion. Lineage: Eukaryota; Metazoa; Arthropoda; Insecta; Blattodea; Kalotermitidae. The transcript has 2 exons.
UGCAGAACAUGUGAUACGCAGCUGAUAGAGGUGAUAGAGUGUGAUGGAGGAGGUUGGUGCGGAUGGUGUGUCGAAGUUACCGUCGUUAUCAAGUAGUUAUGUCCCACUCUUGUGUCAAUAGCUAUAAAGGAUUAUUAAGUGGUUUCUUCUUCGUUGUUCGUGGUAAUUCUAGACAUGGAUUUUCUGGAUUUGGUAAUUUCUAUUCUACAGAUCGAAGGACUACAUUACCCCAAACAUCAGACUCUUCAGCGCAAAAACCAACUACGACAUCUUCACGAAAGCACAAAAGUGAUAGUGGACCUGUAAUUACUUUAAUAGGCACAGAUAACAGUCCUUCAGUUGUGUCACUUUCGGACGCCGAAAAAUUAGCAAAAAGACGUGAUUUAAAGCUCGUUAGGAUAGUUGACUUAGACACAAAAACACAGAGACCUAUUUAUCAGUUAAUGACAGGGCCCCAGUAUUAUUCAGAGGACAGAAAACAGCGAAAUGAAAAAUCUACCAAGAAAGAAAGUGGAAUUAAAGGAGACAAAUUACUAACGCUGUCCCACAGAAUUACUCCACAUGACCUCUCUUCAAAACUGAAGAAUGUUACCAAGUGGCUGUCCAAAACUUAUGAAGUCAGAGUUGUCAUAAAUGGGGACAGUAAUAACAUGAAAUGUGCUGAACAAGUGUAUGACAUGAUAGCAGAAAGUAUGAAGACAGAAGGUAGGAUUGUCCAGAAACGACAAAAAGGAGGCGACCUGCGUUUUCAGAUAUUGCCACUUAAAGAGGAAAAAAAGGAGUCUUCAGGAGUUGAAGUGUAAAACAGAUUGUUUCUAAAUGCAUUUUGAGUCGUGGCUCUCUGAUGCAGCAGGAGGAUGUAACAGUACAAACAUUACUUGUGUCUUCAGUGAGUGGGAUAAUGAAGUGAUAUUUUGCCUUGCUCCCAUUGAAAAGUAACUAGUUCAGAUCCCACUGGGUAUUAACAAUCCUACUGUUGUGAAAUUUGAGCUCUUCAUAUCAGUAAAGACUGAUAUUGUGAUCAUGUAGGUUAUGACAACUUGUAGUCUGGUAGGUGGAUACUAACGUUCCAGGAGAAUAUACCAUCUCCAUCUUCUGAUGGAAGAAGUCAAGACUUCUACCUUGAAGGUGGAGGCAGUUUGUUCCUCUGAAACAUUGAUAUCCACCUACCGCAUCACAAAUCAGAAAACCGCAAUAAGUAUGCUAUUGGCAUUUUUCUUUGUUUUCAUUAGUUCAGAAAAACUAGUAGUUUAGUAGUUAUGAAGAUUUGUCUUCUGGGAGGUGACACCGUCUAGUUUUGUAAAUGAGUACAGACAUUUCAGAGGAACGUGUUGUCUCCAGCAGGUAGAAGGCUACAGUGUGUCACAUCACAGAAUGUGGUAACCUUCAUGAAGGCUGCUGUCAGAACCUCAAAUCUCGACCUUCUUAAUUUGCCUUAAAGUAAUCUGCAAAACCGAACAACUUCUGUUUUCAACCUUGGGGAUCUGGCUCCGUGUUAUGGGUUGGUGUUUGCAGACAUUGCAGUCAGUCUUCAUGAAAUGUUUUAUCACAACCUGAAUUAAGAUGAAUGUGUCCUUGCCACCACCAUAUUCAACGUUCAUUGGUUGUAUGUGGAAAAGAUGUGCUCAAGAUGUAGAGAGUAGCUGGCCAAAAAGUCAGUUAACUGGUUAGUAAAAUGUACACUAAAAUACUGUAGCAUGUACAGCCAUUGCUAUGCAAUGACUGUGAGAUACGGGAAUCAAGAACGGCUGUUUCUAGGCAAUGGAUCGGAAAGCAUGUUCCCGCAGCAAUGAAUAUGCACGCAAGAAAAGAGUUACUGUUGGAAAUGGUGUUUUCUACUAGGCCUGUGCAAAGCAGUUAUAAGGAAGACAAUUUGUGUGACCCAGUCAGGUAAGAGUUGCAGUCUACAAGGGAGGCUGAGAAGAGAUGACACUACAGUUGUGAGAUAUUUGCCAGAGAGUAACGAUGUGAGCAGAAGCUAAACAAUAUCCAUUGUUGAGAGUUGUUACCAAGCAACAAUAGUGAAGUCAAUGUGGGUUGGAGAAGACUUAGCAUGUAGUGAUUUGUAAAGUGUGGACA